GCCAUGACAGUCUCCAGUACUAUGGAGAGCCAAGACAACGACUGUUCCCCAACCAAUACCGAAGCACCUCUUGUCACCGAGUCACCAGCGGAGAUCAAGCUGAGGCAACGCCAACGCAUCCUCACAAGCACCACCGAUGUCGCCGGUGAGACUGCCACAAAACUGCGAAUCAACUUGGACAAACGCCGCAAAGGAUUUCUAAGUCCUAGUCGACUGUCGAGUGCGUUCCGGCUAAACGCUGAAAUGGCGUUGCGUGUAUCGUUCGCUGUGGUACUCUCGUCGAUUAUUCAGACCCGAGACAAAGCCUACGAUCCUGCCCACGCCCACGACAAGAAGUGGUUAUUUUUCCCGGACUGGUAUUAUCUUGGUGGUCUCAGUUACUGUGCCAUUAUGGUGAUUUUUUCCAUGGCUUACAACGUCGGAGGCACGAUCCGUGAAGUUUGCCAAGGCUUCUCUGGAGUGGGAGUGGCGCUUUUGUACAAUUAUAUUUUGUUCGCUUUCAUUGAAGUGGAACGAUUCGACAGUAACGCAGACGACCCUUUCAAAAACUACUAUAAAAUCAACAAAGCCUUUAACUCGAGCGCGUACUGGAUAAAUGUACCCAACCUGUACGCGACUUUGCCCGGGAUUCUCGUUUUUACCGUCCUAAUCAUGGUUUUACCCUUUCAAACCAAUACGCGCAAGUACGCGGUGGGCACAAACGCCUACUUCACUCUGACAAUUAUCAACCCGGCGAAUCCUAUAAAACCUGGCCAACUCAAAAGUAUUGACGAAGAGCUCUUCGACACGAAUCUCGAUCUGAAGUCGCUGGCACUUUACUCAACUUCCAGCAAUCGCACAACAAUCGAAAAUACGACGAUGCGCAUCGAGUUCGCUCCUUCGUGA
Molecule: messenger RNA, 885 nt
Organism: Phytophthora infestans T30-4
Lineage: Eukaryota; Oomycota; Peronosporomycetes; Peronosporales; Peronosporaceae
Exons: 6
Coding region: 22-885 (287 amino acids)
Source: RefSeq, a predicted model, not a curated record